AUGGUGCACCGUAGAAGUGAGGCCCACGGCCUGAAGAACCGCAUCUAUGAUCCCGCGAAGAUUGCCAGCUGGUCCACCGCCGCUCACUACCAACUCGUCCACUCCGUUGCCAUUCUCAUCGCUCGAUCCAACCCCAUCGCCGCCGGCCUUUUCACCGCUGGCGCGACCAUGUUCAGCGGUAGCAUCUACGCCCUUAUCCUCAACCCUGAUCUCAAGUUCCUUGGUCCCGUCACUCCAAUUGGUGGCCUUGCCCUGAUUGCUGGCUGGCUGGCCUUGGCUUUCACCAAGGGUCGCGUUCGUUUUUAA
This is a messenger RNA of Colletotrichum higginsianum IMI 349063, 306 nucleotides long. RefSeq names its product Membrane protein. The record is from RefSeq and is a predicted model, not a curated record. The coding region runs from base 1 to 306 and encodes 101 amino acids. NCBI's taxonomy places the organism in Eukaryota, Fungi, Ascomycota, Sordariomycetes, Glomerellales, Glomerellaceae. The transcript has 3 exons.